AAAAUAAUCUUGCCACACUGCCGAUCAGCCGGAGUUUGAUAGCUGUCAUACGGCAUAUGGUCAAAAUAUUGCAUUGUUUUGUUCUGCAGCACCAGUGAAAAGCCAGCCGAAAAAUGUCGAAUUUGAUAAUAAAUGGUCUAUUACAAUCGCGCAAUCCGCUGCUUACGUUUCGCCGGUUCCGGGGAAAGAUCAACAUCCAGCGACCGCGGCCACCGCAUUACGAAAGAGCUCGUGUGCUCGAGGUGAUAAAACCGUACUACAAAAAGCCAGACUUUAACGCACCAUGCGUUGAUGCCGAACGAGCGAAGGAAAUGAAAAGCAAGCUGGACAAUCCGUACGAAACCAUUAUUGCGCGAGAGGCGCGGAACUGGUUCGAACACAGCAACCUCGUCGCAUUCGUCCAUGUGAACUCGAUCAAGCAGGAGGAUAUGUUCAAGGCUCAGGUGGCGCUCCAUCGGCACAACGUCUCGGUGAAGGUGUACGGUAAAUCGAUAAUGCGAAAAGCCGUUGCAGACACGCGGUUUGAAGCGAUAUUGCCACUGUUCGAAGCGAAAACCGCCAUCAUCUUCAGCCCGGAAGUGCAAAAGAUUAAACAGGUGCUGAGCGUGCUCAAGAAGACGCCCCAACUAGUACUGAUGGGCGGUAUUGUGGAAGGAAGGCUGCUGAGCAAAAAUGAGUUCAUGGCUUACGCUACCAUGCCCGACAUUACGACGGUUCGUGCGCAGUUUGCCGCCGUGCUGGACAGUGUCGGUGGCAAGAUCGUGGGAGAUCUGCAAUGUCACCAGAGCCAGUUGGUAAACCUGUUGGAUGCGUACGCGAAGACCGAUUCAAAACCCAGCGAAGCAAGUCCAGCUGUUGAAAAGGUGGACAGUUGAACGGUGAGGCAUUUAGAUUGAAUAAGUAACUAGUUGAACGAGAUGAAGUAAACGUCUUUAUGAGUUAAUUCAAA
Anopheles arabiensis is the source of this 949-nucleotide messenger RNA. RefSeq names its product 39S ribosomal protein L10, mitochondrial (gene mRpL10). The transcript has 2 exons. Lineage: Eukaryota; Metazoa; Arthropoda; Insecta; Diptera; Culicidae. The coding region runs from base 114 to 875 and encodes 253 amino acids. The record is from RefSeq and is a predicted model, not a curated record. Gene Ontology annotation, molecular function: structural constituent of ribosome. Gene Ontology annotation, biological process: translation. Gene Ontology annotation, cellular component: mitochondrial large ribosomal subunit.